GCAAUAAAAAGUAGUAAGCAAAGGCAACCAAAGAUGUCUGGAAACCUAUGCUCCCUAGAAGAACUUUCCUCCUCCUUCCAAUUCCACAGCAAACCAAGCAACAUAUCAUCCCCUCCAGAACACAAAUGCAGCCAACCCCAUGCAACCCACUUCAAGUUUCAGAAGUUCAAAUCCCUUGCUCAUAAGUCAAAAGUGCUUUCAGACAAAACAGUGUUUUUCCACUUUGAGGAAGCACUUUUGAAGUCAUCAGCUUCACUGUUUCCUUACUUCAUGCUUGUGGCCUUUGAGGCUGGAGGGCUUUCCAGAGCUAUGGUCUUGUUUCUCUUGAGCCCUCUAGUGGUUUUGGUUGGUGGAGAGUUAGGGCUAAAUAUUAUGGUUUUUUUGUGCUUUUUUGGGAUUAGGAAGGAUAGGAUGAGGGUUGGGACUGCUGUCCUGCCCAAGUUUUUUUUGGAGGAUGUUGGGAAUGAAGGGCUUGAUGUGGUAAUGAGAUGUGGGAAAAAAGUGGGAGUGAGUGAGUUUCCUAGGGUGAUGGUUGAAGGGGUUUUGAAAGAUUAUGUUGGGGUUGAUGUUGUUGUUGCAAGAGAGCUCAAGGUUGUUGGUGGAUACUUUGUAGGGUUGAUGGAGGAAAAAAAGACUAACUGUUUGGAUCCAAAUGUGGUGGUUCUUGAAGAGGUGGUCAAGGAAGAUUCUGAAGCCAUUGGCAUAAUUGGUUGUCAAGAUAGUUUUUUGCAGCAUGAGCAACUCUUUUCUCGUUGCAAGGAGGAGAUUUACAUGGUGACUGAAGCUGAGAAGCAAAACUGGAAAACCCUAGCAAGAGAAAAAUACCCAAAACCCUUGAUUUUUCAUGAUGGAAGAUUGGCCUUCUUCCCAACCCCACUAGCCACCUUAGCCAUGUUCAUGUACUUCCCUCUAGGAAUUUUCAUCUGCAUCAUAAGAUUCCUCACAGGCAUGUUUCUCCCUCACAGCAUUGCCUGUCCAAUCUUAGCCUUCACAGGCGCAAUCAACACAAUUUCAAAACCCAAAUCCCUGAUUUCCCCAACAACUGGUUCCCAAAAACAAAGGGGAAGACUUUAUGUCUGCAACCAUAGAACCCUCCUAGAUCCACUCUAUGUUCAACUAGCCAUUGACAAACCCCUCUCUGCUGUCACAUACAGUUUGAGCAAAGUCAAUGAGAAAAUUGCCCCCAUGAAAACCAUCAGAUUAACUAGGGAUAGAGAGAGAGAUGGGAAAACAAUGGAGAAACUGUUGCAACAAGGAGACCUUGUGGUUUGCCCAGAAGGAACAACAUGCAGAGAGCCUUAUUUGUUGAGGUUCAGCCCUUUGUUUGCUGAGCUCACUGAUGACAUUGUUCCUGUGGCCAUUGAUGUGAACGUAAACAUGUUUUAUGGUACAUGUGCAAGUGGGUUCAAAAGUUUGGAUCCAGUUUUUCACUUAAUGAAUCCACAACCUGUUUACACCCUCCAGCUGCUUCAUAAAUUGCCUGAACCAGAAACAUGCAAGAUUGGUGGGAAAUCCAGGUUUGAAGUUGCCAAUCAUGUACAGAAUGAGAUAGGUAAGACUUUAGGGUUUGAGUGCACCAGUCUCACAAGGAAAGAUAAGUACAUGGUGUUGGCUGGCAAUGAUGGGAGCUUGAAGAGCUCAAGGUGAAUCUUUGGAGAGUAACUUACAUGUCACAUGAUGUUUUGAUGUUGUGGUGGCGGUGUACCAAUGACAUGUAAGUCAUUAUCAAGAUGUGAUGACUAGAUCUAUGGCAUUUAUAUGGUGAGAAAAUAUCAUAAUGUAAUGCAAGUAAGCAUCAAUUAGGUAUAUAUCAAUUUGGAAUUUGUUUCAAGUGUUCCAGACCACCAAUAAUCCAACUGAUCCAGAACCAUCAGUGGUCCAAGUGAUCCCACCCAUUACUGCGACCAAUGAUUUUGUAACCAGUGUGAUUAGUUAACAUUAUCCUCUCUCCUAAAUAAUCAUGUAAUUGGGUUGUAUUAUAUAUGAUAAGUUGUUUUUUUUU
Molecule: messenger RNA, 2002 nt
Organism: Malus domestica (apple)
Lineage: Eukaryota; Viridiplantae; Streptophyta; Magnoliopsida; Rosales; Rosaceae
Product: probable glycerol-3-phosphate acyltransferase 3
Biological process (GO): cutin biosynthetic process
Cellular component (GO): membrane
Molecular function (GO): phosphatase activity; glycerol-3-phosphate 2-O-acyltransferase activity
Source: RefSeq, a predicted model, not a curated record